GCUCCGCACGGAGCGGCCCCGGGCAGCGCCGGGAAACCGCGCGGGAGCGGCCGUGCUGGUUUGUACCCCCAAAACCAAGUUACCCGCGUUAAAAUGCCAGGCGAGUUGCCGACCCUCUGCGCGAGGGCGGCGAGGUUCACGGCUCCGUGCGUGAUCCCUCCCUGCUGCUUUUCGCGUUCCCGGGAGAAGCUGGGGGCAUCGCGGUGAGUGUAGUGGGCACAAGUCCUGUGAAUCCCUGACAAAACGGGCAAAUCGUCUGCGUUUCCGCUGGGAAACUCGGCUCUCGCUCAUUGCUCGUGGUGGUUCUGCUCAGACCUCUGCUGACCUGAGCCCGCAGCUCGCGGUCGUCCUUCUCCGAGGGAGUUUCUCCGGAGCCGGGGCUCCGGGCUGGCUCACGGGCUGCAGCUCCUGGUGCUGGAGACGUUGGUCCCUGGGCACCCGCGGCCCUCGGCCCGCUCCCGGCUUCGUCCUGCCCCUUAUCUCCUUCCCGGCCUCCCGGGAAGCUACCUAAGGAUUUUAGCUGCAGCCCCCGAGGUCGCUUGCAGUCCCAUCCCAAAUAAUCCCGGUCCGAGCAGCCGGUGGGGCGAGAGGGGAUCGUGCCCUGCGCGGCGUCGCGGAGGCUCAUGUUUUCCCAGCUCAUGUUUUCCCGGCUCGUGUUUUCCCAGCUUGUGGGAAAUCCCUUUCCUGUGGCCUCUUGUAUUUUGAUUUUUAUACUUCCAUACUUUUGGGUAUGGAAGAACGGUGACCACCUCGUCUGGCCGAGGAGAGCCGCGGUCCCAUCGGACACGCUUUGCCCUGCGAGUCGCUCGCCCUUCCCGCGCUGUAAUCGCUCCUGGCAGCUGCAGUGCGAGUGGUUGUGGGACAGCGAGAGAGGUUUGUGCCUCCGGGGGGGAAUCAGAAUGCAAAUAUCUUUGGCAUGAAACAGCCAAAGGAGAUUUGCUCCUUGGUAUUUCUUGUCAGUACUUUGCAUCUGUCUCUGCUUCACCUUCUCAUUCUUUCCCUUUGCCCUUUCGCAGGCUUUUUUUCCAAGCGCGGUGAGAGCUCCCGGAGGCCUCUGGGUCGGAGGGGACGUCGGGAGGACGCGGCCAGGCCCCGGGCUGCUCGCUGCCGAGGUCUGCAAACCGUACGGCAGAGCAAGCGCGCUGCCGGGCGCGGGUUGGCCGGGGAGCUGGGCUUCCCCUGGAAAACGCUGUGGUCUGCAGCCCCUGCCUCCUGCUGUCAGGUGGGGCCGGGGCUCCGGGGUCACUUGUCCUGCUCGGGAUUGUGCGGCCAGGCCUGCUCGGCACGAGCGGUGCUUCCUCUGAACGGCCGAGCGGCUAGCCGGGUGAAAAAAACCCUCCUGCCUAGGGAUCUGGCAGAAGUCCUAGCAAAUCUGCAAAAAUAUGUUUUUGUCAGUGCUGCUUAUUCUGGUAGGAGAACUAGUAUAAACUGUUCCGGUAGGAAACCUUUUCCUGGAAUGAUCCCUGGACUGUUGGAAGCACGCGCCGCGAGUCCGGGCGCCCGGCGGCUGCCAGACCCUGGAGAUGCUCUUGAAUUUCUGGGCUCCUGCUGCCUCCUAUCUCGCUGCUUUGGACGUGUCCGUCCGGGCUUUCGGCGGGUUGCGGGGGGUUUGGGGAGCUCGGAGGGGCCGGUGGCGGCGGGAGCCUCUCGCGGCCGUCCCGGCCGGGGACUUCAAAGCGCGGCAGGUCGCUGGGCUCGCGCGCGGCUUUGCUCUCCAGACAGGCGUGAAAAGGGGCAAGAAUGUGAAAAAUGUGAAAAUGAGCAGGCUGGCCCCCAGAUUUGUAAACUUUGGGUUAAUGUGUAAGAAACGGGUGGCAGCUAGGCUGGGCGCCGGGCCGCGAGCUGGGGCAUGGGCCGGGCACGGCGGCAUCCCCGGGCGCACGGCAUCCCCGGCACCGGCCCCGCCGGGCCUUCCCACGCCGUUUUGGGCAAAGCGGGCUGGGGAGAGGCUUUGGGGCUUCUCUGAACUGGUUUCUCCAGUUUUGACUUAUCCCUCGUCGUUCUUCGAACCACAUUAUCUGAGUUUGUAAAAACACAUACUUUUACCUGUGCUGAUUAUUCCCCGGUCCAAAGUCCCCGGCCGGAGGAGCAGUUGGAUAAUCUCCGGCGUGUUAAGGAGCACGGUGCGGGUGCAGCUUAUCUGGAGGGCAAAGGAGGCCCUAAUUCGUGCGUGCAGUUAUGCAGAGGCAGCUAAUUCAGCCGCGGUGCUGGGCGCAGCCUUCCCUGCCGAUGGCCGCUGAGCACGGGGAGAGGCGGCGGGGGCAGCAAGCCGGGGGGAAUCUCUUGGGAGUCAGGUUUUCUGUAAAAAAUUAAAGCUAAAAGAGGUGCAGAGGGUGCUUUGGCUCCCUCCUCGGAGACUUUUGGAGGAAUUUAAGAUGGAAAUGGUGGGAAAGGCCUCUGCCGGGGGACGCGGGGUGCCGGGCGAGGCGUGGGGGUGAAGGCAGGGCCAGGGGUGGGUUAGGACCGCGGCCCCGUCCCCGUGCUGCGGGGACCCCCAGACCCCGACGUGGGGUCUCGUGUUGGGUGAAAGCGCCUGGCAGCACCUCCGGCCUCUGGAUGCCGGCGGGACCGUGCCGAGCCCCGCGCAGGGCUGCCUGUUCCUCGGGAAACCCCCAUUCCAGGCAGUACAUGGCCCUUACGGUGUGCAUUAUAUACAUUUAAGUGUACACCCAGGGCGUGCGGUGCGCUGAAGCUGAUGCAGACGGGUGUCCCCGCGCGCUUGGCUGGAGUCGAGCUGCUGAUCAGGAGAUAACCCGGGAGCGGGGAGGCGAGAGCUGCGCCGGGUCGGCACGGCCCGAUGCCCACGUCCUCCCUCCGCCUCUCCGGGCGGCUUCUGAGGAUCCGAGAGCGAGGGGUUUGGUCUGACCCUCACGCCUGAGUUUAGGCCCCGGCUGAGUCUCGCUGUGAAUUAGCGGUUAGAGCGUGUCCUCUGCGAAGGGGGUUGUUUGGUUCUGCCGGCGGUGCCGUGCCGGCGUGCCUCCCCGGGCCCUGCCGAAGCGCGGGCUGCCUCCGCUAUCUGGGUGCCGCAGGGAGGGCGAGGUGCGGCCGGGCGCUGCUGGGCCGUAUCGCGCCUGCCGGACGCGCCUCGCCGGGCCGACCCGGAGCCCUUCCGCUAGCAGGCAGCCUCCGAGCAGCAGGGUUUAUUUUUCCUACUGACAUUAAAAAAAAUGUAACUGGGGGAGCUGGAGCAUCCUUCUUCCCGUGGUCUCCAGCCCUCCUGGAGGGUCAGGCCGAGGUCCCUCUUGGCUGUGCCCGGUGGAUCCGUGCCGAGUUCGACCUUCUGGGCGCCCCGGGACCUCCGUGAGGCCUCUCUGCCAGGGGAAAGCACGGCAAGAAGCAAGGGGUGCUCCCGCUUCCAGAGCCUUUCCCCUGACAAAAUCCAAGGGGAUUUCCAAAGAAAUCGCACAGGCAAUUUUUUUUCGCAAAAAUAAAGGCAAUUUAGCUCUGGUCGGACAUGUCCACGUAGCUGAUCUAGGUUCUUCUUGUUGCUUUGCAGCUCAGCGCGGGAGGGUUAGCAGUGGCUCCGUGGUCAGGGCCCAACGUGGAGCCGGGCCCGGGGAGCGCUUCCGUCGGGAUGGUGCCGGCGGGGCGCCGGGGCGGCGUGUCCAGCUGCCGGGCUGCCCCUCGCGCCCCCUCGGCUCGUGCGCAGGAAGCUUCGAGAUCCACAGAUGAGAGCGUAUAAGUUAAAGCUCUGGGCUAUGAAUUAUUAAUUGAGUUACAUUCCUAAUCACCGUGGUGCUGCAUGAGAAGACCUGACGCUGCCCGUCUCAACUAGAGGCCUAAGCUCUUAAGAUCUGAAUAACGAAGCCUCUGAAUAAUUUGUUCUGCCAGCUACAAAACUCUCGGCCUACAGAUGGGGCUCAUUGUAUUUUCUCUCCUGCCUCCUUGUAUCUCCUCGUCCUCUUUUGUGUUAGAUUAUUCGUUUAUUGACUCUCCCCUCCUGCUUUAUCUGGGUCAUUCUGCCUGUUGUCCUCCUCGGCUGUGUUGACUGACCCACAAGAGUUGUGUCCUCAGCUGCACAUUCCUUCUCCAAGGUCGCUGAUACACAACUGGAAACAUCUGUCAUAAUACUGGUCCUAGCUGGACGCCGCUGGCCCGCGGCGCUGCUGGUGCCCGGCGUGCGCUUCGCCGUCGCCCGCCCCAUCCUUGCAGACGCGCGGGGUCCGCGCCUUCCCCGGCCGCGGCACUGUGCUCCUUUUUACCAGCUUGUUUUUGACGGAUCUCAGCAGAUUUGUCUCGGUUUGGCCUUAAUUUUCUGCUUAAGAUAUUGUGUUUCCCUCCCAUGUCAUUAAUUUUCAGGGUUUUCACUCGCUCGUCGUUGCGUCUGAGCCCUGCAGAGCCCUGCAAGCCCUCUGAUUGCAAAGGCUGCACAGCAGAGCGCUCAGUCCUGUUAACCCAAAUAUUCCUGAGAUUAAUUGCAUCCCCGUUUGCCUAGAUUUCUGCAUUUUCACUGCUUGGAAGCGGCUUUCUGGCAGCCGUCCUGCGGGCUGCAGCGGGCCGUCGCUGGCUGGGUGCGACUGGGUGCACGCCGCAGCGGUGCCUCUUCUCGCCCGCGACCAGGAAUGGGGUAGCGCGGCAGAUGUCAGCAAUACUGCCUAACCUGGUGGGGCUCGCAAGUCCGAUGGAAGAGCACUUCGCAAAUCUGGGUGAAGCGAUCUGCCCAGGGCUGCUGAGAAUAACCAUUGCAAAAGAGGAAGCCGGGCUGCUGGGCGUGAGACGGGCAGAAUUGUGUGAUGACUGCAGGAAAGAGGCACUAGUUGUUUCCAUGCACCCAAGCAGUCAGCAGUUGAGCAAUCCUGAGCCUGACAGCAGAAGUGCAACUUCAAAGGAGGACUCACAGUGACCCCCCGAAGGGCAAUCAGUCCCUCAGCGCCGCCACCUCGUUUGUCCUUCGGAAGAGACGGACAGCAGCACUUCAGAAGAGCGAGACCUGCUGCAAAGAUCAGUACUUUAAACUCCGCACGGAAAGAGCCGUUUGUCAAACGCGGAUGUCCUCUGGGCUGCCGCAAGCGUAAAGGAGCUGCUCGAGAAAGUCAGGCACGCUCCUGAAGGAAAAAAUACUGUCUGGGUUUUGUGUUUAAUUAGGUGUUUACCAGGAAAGAAAAAAAGAAAGUUAAAAGUAGAAUGACAGUGACUUCAAACGAUAUUUCUGACUUCUAACAGUGACAUCUUUGCAAGCCCUGGUUUUAGGAAUUGCAGCUGUGUCUGGGAGUGCAAAAGACGGAGGGUUAUAGCUCGGCUGGGAGCCGGGUGAUCAGAGUAGGGGCCUGCUGGCCUCUGUGCCCUGAGGACCACUUAAAGGUGGGAAACCUGCUCCUCCGCUAAAGCAGCCGGGCUCAGCGAGUGCCGCCAGCGAGCCGCGGUGCGCCCGGGGCACGAGCCGAGUAGCCGGUGCUCGCGGGAGGGGGCUGCCCGGGCGCCAUGCGGGCCCUUUCCCCGGCGGCGCUGCUGGUGCUCGCCGCCGCGCUGGCCGGGCUCCUCUGCGGCCGCGCCGAGCUCCCCGCGCCGAGGGCAGCCGCUCGUCGGAAGCCAAAUUUCAUUAUCGUCCUGGCGGACGACCUGGGAUGGGGAGAUCUCGGGGCCAACUGGGCAGAGACGAAGGACAGCCCAAAUUUGGACGAGCUGGCUGAGCAAGGCACGAGAUUCGUGGACUUCCACUCGGCCGCGUCCACGUGCUCCCCGUCUCGUGCCUCUCUGCUCACCGGACGGCUCGGUGCUCGCAAUGGCGUGACCCACAACUUCGCCAUCUCCUCGCUCGGCGGCCUCCCCCUGAACGAGACGACGUUAGCCGAGGUCCUGCAGCAGGUUGGGUACAGCACGGGGGCCAUAGGCAAAUGGCACCUGGGACACCAUGGCCGCUAUCACCCCAACUUCCGCGGUUUUGACUAUUACUUCGGGAUCCCCUACAGCAACGACAUGGGCUGCACGGACACCCCCGGCUACAACCUCCCACCGUGCCCCGCCUGCCCUCGGCACGGCGCAGCAGCCAGGUACGGCUCCCCCGGGGAAGGGUCCGUGCCGGGACUGCCAGGCAGCUGUGUGAAAAAAGACUGUUACACAAAUGUGGCUCUUCCUCUCUUUGAAAACGUCACUAUUGUCCAGCAGCCCGUCAACCUGACCAGCCUGACGGCACAGUACGCGGAAAAAGCAUCACAGUUCAUCCAGCGUGCCAGCCAAAAUGGACGCCCCUUCUUCCUCUACCUGGCCCUGGCCCACAUGCACGUGCCGCUGGCGGCCCCACAGCCCGGCUCCCCGGGCAGGGGCGUCUACGGAGCCGGCCUGAGGGAGAUGGACGCGCUGGUGGGGAGGAUCAAGCGAGCGGCUGACAGCCAUGGGGAGGGCAACACGCUCCUGUGGUUCACAGGUGACAACGGCCCCUGGGCUCAGAAGUGCGAGCUGGCCGGAGGCGUCGGGCCAUUCGCCGGCGUUUGGCAGCGGCAGCGAGGUGGGAGCUCAGCGAAGCAAACAACCUGGGAAGGAGGCCACCGGGUCCCGGCGCUGGCGUACUGGCCCGGCCGAAUCCCCGCCAACCGGACGAGCCCCGCCGUGCUGAGCACUAUGGACAUUUUCCCUACUCUGGUGGCCCUGGCUGAAGCUGAGCUGCCUCCGAACAGGCGCUUUGAUGGUUUGGACGUGUCCUCGGUUCUCUUUCGGCAGUCGGACAAGGGCCACAAGACACUGCUUCACCCCAACAGUGGGGCAGCUGGGAAGGACGGAGAGAUAAAGGCACUACGACUGGCUCAGUACAAGGUGUUUUACACAACAGGAGGAGCAAAGGCUUGCGAUGGAAGCGUUGGGCUGGAACAGCAUCACCAACCUCCGCUCAUUUUCAAUCUGGAUCACGAUAUCCAGGAGCAGGAGCCUUUGGACGUGGCAUCCAGAGAAUACCAGGCAGUGUUACCUGCAAUCAGUAGGGCUUAUGCAGAAGCUCUUCAGGAUAUUGCAACAGACAACGUCUCGGUUGCAGAUUACUCCCAGGAUCCAACAGCGACCCCCUGCUGCAACGCCCAGCACGUGGCCUGCCGAUGCCAAGCUCACGGGUCUCGUGCAGCCUUGCUGGACCAUGGCACAGAAAGAGCAAAGCGGCUUUGUGUUUAAUCAAGUAAUUGCUCAAGCUGCUCCUUUUCUGAUUCUGGCUUGUGUUAAUGGGACUGUCAUUCAAACCGGCUCCAGCCUUGAGGUUGGCCAUGGAGGACAGGGAUGGAGGCUGUGGUUCCCUUCGCUCUGUGCUAUAAAACAGCGUAGGUGAGUUGAGUGUAUGGGCAUGUGGAGGGGGUCCCCUUUCCUGCAGCUCAUCACAGACCAGGACUGUCCCUGCGGCAGACCUGUCCUGUGUUGCUGGAGCAGCAGGUCAUUACAGUACCUGGUGGUUCUGGGCUUGUGGAAGUACAGAAAGGAGGCAAGGUUUUGUAAAGCUCUUUUGCUGAGAAAGAGUCAGGACUUGGAUGAAAAUUACCUUCUCCAAGACCUGGCUUUUGGAAAGAAUUCCUCUGGGAAAUUCUCUUGCCUUUCCACGAUAGAAAAUGAACCUUACAGAAGAGGGCCUCUGGGAGCACGAGGAAGGGAAGGAAGGGGCCCACAACCUCUGAACAAACAUCCCUUGCUUGAUGUUGAGAGCCUGGAAGUUUGUUGUAGAGAGAAUAUUUCCUGCCUUUUCCAUGUCAGGACAAGGUGAGUGCUCUGGGAAAUGAAACACCUGCUUCUCUAGCUGCCAAGUGAGGUUUUUUUCAACAGGGGUUGCAUUAAAGACCACAACUCUCUGUAAAAGAAAGAGGGUUUGGGGCUCGUAGUGACGGCUGCCCUGGACUUCCCUGGCAUCCUGCUGGGCACGAUGCUCGGCUUGCGCUAAGGCUGCUCUGCACUGACACAGCGGAGAUCAGAGAUUGUUCUGAGAUGACAAGUAGCCAAGUCGCAGUAUUUUGAAAGGCUGCUUGGAAAUGCGUGGGAGAGGUGUGUGCUGCAGAACUGGGGUAACUCUUCCCUGUCACCUCUCUUUUGAAGGACCAGUGAUGUAACUGCAUUUUUGGGGGAGUCGAGUGGAAGGUGUCUGCCCCUAAAACUCCCAGCAGAUCAGGGCUGCAGGCAGAGCUGCAAAGGCAAAAUCAAAGGUGCAGCUGUAACUUCGAAAUGGCCAGGAUUUCUCAGCAGCUGAAUGAGGGUUUUCUGAAACAGUUUGGACUCAGAUUUAGGCAACCAGAUCCUUUUCUUGAAUCCGUCCAUAGGUAGCUUGUCUAAAGCAAAGCAAGGAGUUAAACGAGCAACAGGGAGCUGGGAGUUGUAAUUACGGGCAGCUCUGCCGGGAUUUAGAUGGGCUGCGCGACAGUUUGCAACUAAGCCUGGCCUGCAGCCUCCUCACCUCCCUUGCUGGCACCAGAUGAAAGUGGCAAUGCUCCGCGGACUUGGCCAGGUCGCGCUGGCCCAGGUGUGGCCGAGAGCAGCCUUCCUUUCACCAGGGCCCCAAACCCACUCUCCCACGCGCUAAAACUUAAUCAAGACUGACAUCUUUAGGGCCCCACAAAGAACAGCAGGAGCACAGGCAGCGAGCAGCCGGGGACAGACCGUGACUUUAUUCAGUCUUUAACCAUAGCAAACUGCAUCUUCUCUAAUAUCACUGCAAAAAUACUUUGCCUGGGUAAAAUAGUAUGUAUAUACUGUACAAAGACAUAAGUUCAAUAUAUCUUCCUAUAAGUACAUUUAUACACAUAAAACAGCAUAAAUUAGAAAAGGGAAAACCAAGUAUAUAAAAUUCUGGUUACAUACAAAUCUGAUUAAAUUAGCAUUUACACUGUG
Molecule: messenger RNA, 8790 nt
Organism: Dromaius novaehollandiae (emu)
Lineage: Eukaryota; Metazoa; Chordata; Aves; Casuariiformes; Dromaiidae
Gene: ARSG
Product: arylsulfatase G
Exons: 13
Coding region: 5422-7098 (558 amino acids)
Molecular function (GO): arylsulfatase activity
Source: RefSeq, a predicted model, not a curated record